Messenger RNA from Nyctereutes procyonoides (raccoon dog), 3147 nucleotides. It is a transcript of the gene LINGO1, whose product is annotated as leucine rich repeat and Ig domain containing 1. The record is from RefSeq and is a predicted model, not a curated record. The transcript has 4 exons. Gene Ontology annotation, cellular component: extracellular matrix. Gene Ontology annotation, molecular function: protein binding. Lineage: Eukaryota; Metazoa; Chordata; Mammalia; Carnivora; Canidae. Bases 341 to 2185 code for a protein of 614 amino acids.
CCACUCAGCCUCCCACCUGCAUCUACAGGGCUCUCCCCCCGUCCAGCCCCUGGACCAGCUUCCAAGCCUACCCCCCACCCCAGCCUGGGGGCUCCGCAAGCUUCAGGACUCCGAGGGGCUCAGUAGCAGUCACGUGCAUGCUGGGACCGCGACCGAGAGGCUGCUGCUCCCCGGGCCCCCAGAGGCAGAUCUGUUGGCCUCCCGGCGCCGUCUGACCCAGGCCACUGCAGGCUGGCUGCUGCUUCCAGCCAUCGGGUCCUGCUUGACUGAGGCUUGCCGAAUAUUCUCCCUGAAGCCAGGAUCUGCUGGGUGCCCACCCGCGAGACAGGUGAGCGAGAGGAUGCUGGCGGGGGGCGCGAGGAGCAUGCCCAGCCCCCUCCUGGCCUGCUGGCAGCCCAUCCUCCUGCUGGUGCUGGGCUCGGUGCUGUCAGGCUCGGCCACCGGCUGCCCGCCCCGCUGCGAGUGCUCCGCCCAGGACCGCGCGGUGCUGUGCCACCGCAAGCGCUUCGUGGCGGUUCCCGAGGGCAUCCCCACCGAGACCCGCCUGCUGGACCUGGGCAAGAACCGCAUCAAGACGCUCAACCAGGACGAGUUUGCCAGCUUCCCACACCUGGAAGAGCUGGAGCUCAACGAGAACAUCGUGAGUGCCGUGGAGCCCGGCGCCUUCAACAAUCUCUUCAGCCUGCGGACUCUGGGGCUGCGUAGCAACCGGCUGAAGCUCAUCCCCCUGGGUGUCUUCACGGGCCUCAGCAACCUGACCAAGCUGGACAUCAGCGAGAACAAGAUCGUCAUCCUGCUGGACUACAUGUUCCAGGACCUGUACAACCUCAAGUCACUGGAGGUGGGUGACAAUGACCUUGUCUACAUCUCGCACCGGGCCUUCAGCGGCCUCAACAGCCUGGAGCAGCUGACCCUGGAGAAGUGCAACCUGACCUCCAUCCCCACCGAGGCGCUGUCCCACCUGCACAGCCUCAUCGUCCUGAGGCUCCGGCACCUCAACAUCAAUGCCAUCCGGGACUACUCCUUCAAGAGGUUGUAUCGGCUCAAGGUCUUGGAGAUCUCCCACUGGCCCUACCUGGACACCAUGACGCCCAACUGCCUCUACGGCCUCAACCUGACAUCCCUGUCCAUCACUCACUGCAACCUGACCGCUGUGCCCUACCUGGCCGUGCGCCACCUGGUCUAUCUCCGCUUCCUCAACCUCUCCUACAACCCCAUCGGCACCAUCGAGGGCUCCAUGUUGCAUGAGCUGCUCCGGCUGCAGGAGAUCCAGCUGGUGGGCGGGCAGCUGGCCGUGGUGGAGCCCUACGCCUUCCGCGGCCUCAACUACCUGCGCGUGCUCAACGUGUCCGGCAACCAGCUGACCACGCUGGAGGAGUCAGCCUUCCACUCUGUGGGCAACCUGGAGACGCUCAUCCUGGACUCCAACCCGCUGGCCUGCGACUGUCGGCUCCUGUGGGUGUUCCGGCGCCGCUGGCGGCUCAACUUCAACCGGCAGCAGCCCACAUGUGCCACACCCGAGUUCGUCCAGGGCAAGGAGUUCAAAGACUUCCCGGACGUGCUCCUGCCCAACUACUUCACCUGCCGCCGCGCCCGCAUCCGGGACCGCAAGGCCCAGCAAGUGUUUGUGGAUGAGGGUCACACGGUGCAGUUCGUGUGCCGGGCGGACGGCGACCCGCCGCCCGCCAUCCUCUGGCUCUCGCCCCGCAAGCACCUGGUUUCGGCCAAGAGCAACGGGCGGCUCACAGUCUUCCCCGACGGCACGCUGGAGGUGCGCUACGCCCAGGUGCAGGACAAUGGCACGUACCUGUGCAUCGCUGCCAACGCGGGGGGCAACGACUCCAUGCCGGCCCACCUGCACGUGCGCAGCUACUCACCCGACUGGCCCCAUCAGCCCAACAAGACCUUCGCUUUCAUCUCCAACCAGCCGGGCGAGGGAGAGGCCAACAGCACCCGAGCCACCGUGCCUUUCCCCUUCGACAUCAAGACCCUCAUCAUUGCCACCACCAUGGGCUUCAUCUCUUUCCUGGGCGUCGUCCUCUUCUGCCUGGUGCUGCUCUUUCUCUGGAGCCGGGGCAAGGGCAACACGAAGCACAACAUCGAGAUCGAGUACGUGCCCCGCAAGUCAGACGCAGGCGUCAGCGCCACCGAUGCGCCCCGCAAGUUCAACAUGAAGAUGAUCUGAGGGCGGGGCAGGGGAGCAGGGGAAGGGGCCUGGUCCUCAGUCCUUGCCGCCUCCUCCCUCCGCACACGCUCCGUCCCUCCCUCCCUCCCCCGCCCCUGCCCCCCUCCCCACCCGCCCUCCUUCCACCAGGACCUCAGCCGCCCAGGCCCGGGGACCCCGCUGCACAGGGGCACGCAUUGACAGACUGGAGUCGGAAGCUGACAGGCUGACACGCACAGUCAGUAAUUCAAUAAAAAAAAGUUACGAACUUCCUCUGUAACUUGGGUUUCAAUAAUUAUGGAUUUUUAUGAAAACUUGAAAUAAUAAAAAGAGAAAAAAAAACUAUUUCCUAUAGCUAGUCGGAAUGCAAACUUUUGACGUCCUGAUUGCUCCAGGGCCCUCUUCCAACUCAGCUUCUGGUUUUUCUCUUCCUCCCCCUCCCCCCCUCCUCCUUCUCUUCCUCCUUUCUCUUCUCUUCCCCUAUGGGGAGGGAUCACUCAGGAAAACAGGAAAGGAGGUUCCAGCCCCACCUGCCCAGGCAGCUGACACUAGCGGGCAGGGGGCGGGGGCGGGCCCAGCCCCAGGCUGGCUGUUUGCAGGGAGCAGGUGAAGGACACAGGGCUGCCUGAUGGGGUGGGGGCCCUCAGCCAAGCUGCCAGGAAGCACGGCUGCUGGGGACUGGGGGCCUGGCUCGGGUGUGGCUGAGACUCUGGACAGGGGCCGGGGUCCUCCUGGAGGACAGCACAGUCGGUGGAGAGAGCCAGGGGCUGGAGGCAGGACCCGGGCCUAACUUCUGGUCCCCGCUUUGCCGCUGACUUACUGUGUGGUUUCAGACAGGUCGCUGACCCUCUCUGGGCCUCAGUCUCCACAUCUGUACAAAUGGAAACGUGACUCCCUGCCCUGCCUACCUCACAGGGCUGUUGUGAGGCAUUGAUGAGAUGAUGUAUGUGAAACACUUUGUAACCUGUAAAGCGCUGUGCACA